Molecule: messenger RNA, 486 nt
Organism: Cadophora gregata
Lineage: Eukaryota; Fungi; Ascomycota; Leotiomycetes; Helotiales; Ploettnerulaceae
Exons: 4
Coding region: 1-486 (161 amino acids)
Biological process (GO): DNA repair
Source: RefSeq, a predicted model, not a curated record
AUGGAGGAAGGAGAGUUUGACCUGGAGCGUAAAGCUGCGAGAGCAUCCGGUUCAAUUGUUGAAAAGCUCACUCAGCAGUUCAGCCGCAACUACGGUGCUACUUAUAAGUUUAUCGUUCGCACAGAAUCUCAAAGCUUUGCGACUGCUCCGGAUGCUAUCCUCAGAGUAUUGAAGCGCUGCACCUGGGCUUCGGAGCAAGCUGUUACCCAAUAUGGAGGACUUUAUGAGGUACCAAACGAGCUUCUUGCCUUGGAAUACACGCAAAGCGGCGAGAUGGGUUGGCACGACGAUGGAGAAAAGAAUGCUGGACAAACCGUUGCCAGUCUGUCUCUUGGUGGCCGCUCGACCACGCAUUUUCGUCCUAAGGCUAGAACAACCCUCUCUGGACCUCCUAACGCUAAGGGUGUCAAGUCACCCGUCUUGCAAUUUACUCUUGAGCAUGGUGACAUGAUGGUGAUGCAUGGCUUCGAGAUCCAAAAGCUCUGA